Molecule: messenger RNA, 3507 nt
Organism: Aspergillus tubingensis
Lineage: Eukaryota; Fungi; Ascomycota; Eurotiomycetes; Eurotiales; Aspergillaceae
Product: NACHT and Ankyrin domain protein
Exons: 6
Coding region: 1-3507 (1168 amino acids)
Molecular function (GO): ATP hydrolysis activity; protein binding
Source: RefSeq, a predicted model, not a curated record
AUGGUCGAGGUCUCAGAACUCCGGGGGGACCUCGUUCAGGUCACUCAGUCUACUCGCAUUGUGAUGCGCUGUCUCAGCACUGGGCGGGAUUCUCAGGAAACAUCACAAAAGGCUCUCACCCUGCUGGCGGAUAUCUUGGACUUGCUAUAUCGCAUCAAGGAGCAGAUCAGUUGGGGGGAGGAGAAAUGGCACGUGGACCCAUCGCGUCUGGUGGCUUUGGCCGAAAUGCUCUCCUGGCUGAAUUCCUCCAUGAAAUCAAUCGAGCUCUACUUUCAGCCGGGGGGAGUGAGCGUUGCUUACUUCCGGAAACACCUGUUGGAGAGAACAUUCCUACCGCGCCUGGAGCAGUAUAAGAUUCUCCUGUUGCUAGCAAUGCAGCCUGAUUCAGAGGAACGGUCUUGUUUGGAAGAAGAAAUACGAUAUACACUCCGGCUGGCUCGAGGUGUAGAUUGCGGCCCAACGGUUGAUUUACAAUUCGAGGAAGAUGCACUGGGCAUAACAAGUCGACUUUGCUCUGAACAAUUUAUUGGCCUCGCCGACUUGUGUAACCGACGUCUCAAAGGGUCAUGCAACUGGUUCUUCGAUCACACAGAGUACAGACGCUGGCUGCUUGGAACUUUCAAGACACUUUACUGUGUCGGUCCGCCUGGUGCGGGAAAAACAUUUCUUUCUUCUGCUAUCAUCGAUUCUCUGCAAAGAACUUUCACGGGGCCCGAUGUAGCCACGGUAUUCGUUAUCAUCCAGCAGGAGCAUGCAAAGGACCAUAAUUCCACCGAUAUUUUACGCAGCAUACUGGCUCAGCUCGUAUAUCGCAAGCGCAGUCUUUCUUAUGCAACAUCGUCUCUUUACCACUCUGAAUCCUUGACAAAAGGGAGGGCCUCGCCCAAGGAAUACCAUAACGCAAUACGUGCGGAAGUCAAUCGUUUCUCGAAAGUCAUGUUCGUCAUGGAUGGACUGGAACUACUUUCUGAUAAAGAGCGCAUUCUGAGCCGACUGCAGAAACUCCCGGAGCAUGCACAGCUAUUAGUCACCCUUCGUGAAGUUACCCAAGUGGGAGACGCAUCUUAUGUGAGCAUCCUGGGAUCAUCAGAGGAUCUUCAAAGAUAUGCUAUCUCUCGGAUCGAGAAUGAUGCUGGAUUGAGGGGGUUGUUUGAAAAGGAACCGGACACUCGGUUGUACGAAGAGGCCGUAUACACUGUUGUGGAAAAGUGCCAUGGAGUUUUCCUUUUGGCGCAUAUACAUUUAGAUCUUCUGUCGCGCUACACGGACCGAAACCUUCUGGAACGAGCUUUGGUCCAUUUACCAGAGAGCCUCAUUGAGGCCUACAGUGAAGCGAUGAAGCAGGUAGUGAGCAUCAACCCGAGUGCCGCUCGCUACGUAUACUGGACAUUGUAUGCUUUUCGACCGUUGACGGUCGCAGAGCUAAAGUGUGCCACCAAAACCUCAACAAUAGAUGACGGAAGCAACAAUUCAACCUUCGAACACUCUCUGCAGGUGCAGACUGGCGGGCUCUUGACCGUGGAUGCCGUGACAGGAACUGUUCGAUUUGUCCACAAAACCGCGAAGGAAUACCUCACUGGCACAGUUGCAAGGGUGUUCUUCCCCACCGCCCAGAAGGAUAUUACGGAAGUGUGUAUUACAGCCAUCUCACCAGAUGAAGUGGUCGAUGAGUGCUACCGAAAUUGCGGGCCGAUUCCCCGUAGCGCCAGUAGCGGCUUUCUCAGCUACGCGGCGAGAUACUGGGGCGACCAUGCUCGUCAAGUCCCUGAUGACGAGCAAACAAUACAGGUCCUCACAAAAACAUUUCUCAAUAAGCUCCUGUGGCGACGGCCACCUUUGAAGGAUCUGAGUGAUGAAAGAGUCAUACCUAAAGAGCUAGGCCUUGGGUGUUAUCCUUCAGACUGGAGCGCUCUGCAUGUUUUGGCUUUCUUCGGCAUCAUCCCUCGAUCAAACCGUCUGAUCCUCCAAGGUGCCGAUGUCGAUGCACAUGACAACACCCUAAAGUUUACUCCACUUCAUUGUGCCGCGUAUCGUGGAAAUGAUGAAAUGGUCAGUCUUCUGCUAGAACAUGGAGCCGACGUUAACGCCGUCGCACGAGAUGGAAGCACCGCACUGCAUUUGGCCACACAAUAUGGGCAGCGCAAAGUAUUAAAGGUGCUCUUUGCUCAUCGGGUCAAUCCCCAAAUUGCAAACGAGAAAGGCGCUACAGGCCUACAGGUGGCAGUUGGCACAGAAUCCGACGAAUCCACGAUCCCGUUGCUAGUGAAAAACCGAGUAGGCGUGAACAUCCGUAACAUUCACACGGGAGACACCGCUUUACACCUUGCUGUUGAAUGGAGAAGACCACGCAUCAUUCUCUUCCUUCUUGACAAAGGUGCUGCCAUUGACAUGAUGAACGAGAAUGGGUUCACGCCGCUGCAGCUAGCAGCGAAAAUUGAUAAUUGCGAGGCAAUCUCGCUUCUUCUUCAGCGGUGCGCUCAGGUAGAGACGCGCUCCUUGUCCGGAUUCACAGCGCUGCAACUCGCGGCUCAUGCUAGACAUUGGGUUGCCUUUGAUUUAUUAGUCAUUGGCGGUGCCGAUGUCAACGCAUGGAACAAACAGGGGGAUUCUCUGCUCCACGAGCAGGCGAAAACCUCCUCCAAUACAGCAAUCGCUGCUAAGCUCCUAGAGCAAGGUGCCAAUAUAGAAGCUCGUAAUCACCAGGGGUAUACCCCCCUUCAGUGUGCUGCCAGAGCAGGAAACAGAGCGAUGUGGCUGUUUCUGCUUGACAAGGGAGCAAAGAUGGAUGUUGAAACUCCGAAAGGUGAAACACUCCUCCACAUCACACCACCGAUCAACGAUGAUUGUCUCGAUAUUCUCAAACUUGCCCUGGACUUUGGACAUAACGUCAAUGCAGUGUCUAGUCAGGGCUGGACGCCUCUACAUCAGGCAGUGUUCGUUGGCACAGGUGUACCUGACUUGUCUUUUGACAAAACAGCUGAAUACAUCCAGAUGCUUCUCUCGUGUGGAGCAGAUAUCAAUGCUCGCGCCACAUCAGGAGCCGCGGAGACACCACUCCAUCUUGCAGUUAUGGCGGUUGUUCCCAGACCGUCUUUGGUUCAGCUUCUUCUGGACUUGGGUGCCGAUAUAAAUGCCAUGACUUCAGAAGGCAAGGCAGCCCUUCAUCUUGCAGCUGAACGCGGUCGCGAGACAAUAUUCAGGAUCCUUCUGGAAGCGGGGGCAGAUGUGUCACUUGAAACCCCAGACAGUGCCACGUCUGACGAUGAUGACGAUGUUGAUGGUGAAGAGGAGGACGGGGCAGGGAGCACUGCGUUUGAUGUAGCUCGAAAGAACCCAUUUGGUGCGCAAUGGUUUGAUAAUGACGGUCAACUGCGUCCGGGGCCUCUUAGAACCCGUAGAGACAGCGUUGGAACGGACAUAGAGGAUCUAAAUCCUGAGUGCUCGGAGGAGGACACGGCAGAGGCGACCCUUAUUGGAGGCGAACAGCCAUAUGUCCUCAUCACUUGA